UAAGUUACAAUCCGACUUUUCAGUUAUAGGUUACUUUUCUGUAAUUCAUAGUAAACUUUUGUUUUGGCGCCCGCAGCCAUAUUGAGUCAAACAGCUGUUGAAGGGACGACUUCUGUACGCUCCGUUGUUUUUGUCGUUUUAAUUAACAAAAAAUGUGUAACAACUGGUUAUAACGCAACAAAGUAUGUUAAAGUGGUGCAAAAAAAGUGUUUAAUAAAUAAACCUUAUCGAAUUUAUCUAUCGGGAUGUGUUUUCGAUAACCAAAAUAUACAAUGGCUUGUGGAUUACAAAACUACGAGGACAGAGAAAUUACCGCGGCUGAGCAGGAGUUCCAAGCGAAAUGGGGCAGGUUUUCCGACUGGUUGCACUGCAUUUGUGUGGUAACGUUCGACUUGGAGCUCGGACAGGCUAUGGAAAGUGUGUAUCCUCCUGGUGUAGAAUUAAGUGACCAAGAAAAGUGCAAUAUCUGUUAUUUAGCGUUCCCAGACUCUAAUUCAGGGUGUAUGGGUGAUACCCAGUUCCAUGUGAAGCUGCGUUCGAGAUCAGGGCUCACGCGGCAACAGAUUAUAUACAACGAAGACAGCGUGCCGACGCUGCGUGCGGAUUCCACGCACUAUUGGGGCUUCGUGUACUUUCGACAAGUCAAGGACCCCUCUCUACCUCGAGGCUACUUCCAGAAAAGUAUAAUUUUACUUACUAGAUUACCUUACAUCAACUUAUUCUACAAAGUUAUUCAACUUAUAGCUCCUAAACAUUUUGAAGAAGGAGAAAGGAGUUUGGAAGCUGCCUGCCAUGAUAUAAACAGGUGGCCUUCACUGGACGCCGGGCAGAACGUUUUGUUGCCUGUGCUUGGUACUGUCUUUCAGUCAUACAUUCCUAAUCAACAGACUGGAAAGAUAACUCGAUCUGAUAUAGCCAAACAAGUUAAUUCUCCAAAUGUACCUCACAUAUUAGCCUCAAUACAGGAUGUUAAUGUGUUUGAUGCUCUGUCUAGUGUGAUAUCACACUUGCAUUUGUUAUGGGAGCUGGUUUUGACUGCAGAACCUAUUGUUGUGAUGGCAAGUUCUCCUACAGAGUGCUCAGCAUUAGUCCAAGCUCUUACAUACUUGAUACAGCCACUACCAUACUCCGCAGAGUACAGACCGUACUUCACAAUUCAUGACAGUGAAUUCAAAGAGUUUACUAGAAAGCAAUUCAACCCACCUUGUGUGAUACUGGGUGUGACCAAUCCAUUCUUUACAAAAACGUUGCAACAUUGGCCACAUACCAUAAAGUUGGGUGAUGCUACCUCAAUAAAAACUAAGUUAAGAAAAGUUGGUAACCUCAAGCUUUUGGACACUGCUCCAGGGGUUUAUACUCAAUACAAACCUUUUUUGGAAAAAGAUAAGGCAAUUAUAAAGAAACUUCAUAAUGGUAUAAGAACUGACCGUCCGUCUGAGGUCCAGACGGCAAUGGUCAAGCGUCACUUACUGGAACUUACCCAGAGUUUUAUGAUACCAUUGGAGAGAUAUAUGGCUUCUCUGAUGCCCCUACAGAAGAAUAUAUCUCCAUAUAGAGCACCUCCAGUGCCAAAUCCCUUCAACCCAGAAGAUUUCUUUGCUACUCUGCAACAAUCCGGACCUCAACUGACCACCGGUAUCAAAGGAGACUGGAUUGGUCUAUACAGAAACUUCUUUAGAACACCAAAUUUCGGAGCGUGGUUCCAUGAACGUCAUAGCAAUUUAACAAAUAAACUAAAUGCAUUACAACUAGAAGCAUUAGCCGAGAGUGACUUAAAGAAAUGGUCAAUUGGGAAGAAGGAGGUUGAAAUUGUAGAUAUGGUUUUGAAAUUGAGAGAGGUAUUGAAGAGUAACCCUCCCGUAGCGGACAAUACGCGGACGCUGUUAGCGCGUCGGCUUGAGGACCUCAACUGUGUGCUGCCGGAGGACAUGAAGAGUAUACUGAACGCGACCACGUGACAGCUGCACUGCUGCGCCUCCACUUACAGAGGAUGCAGCGAAGACUGCAAGACACACAUCAGGAAGGUAGCCGGUCGCUCCAUCGUGUGCAUGUAAAGUGUUCUAGUGUAAUAACCAUGCAAUAGUACCGAUUUGAGGAACGAUUGCGUGAAACUUUUACAAUAUCAAUUAUGUUUGAUUGCGAUAUUUUAUGACGUCGUUUACUAAUGUCGUGUUAAAGUAAUAUCAAGUCCAUUAUUUACAUUGUGUACAGUUUAUUUCGAGUUUAUUUGGCCAGUAUUGCUAAUAAGAUUUUAAUUAUAUUCGUAUUACUGGUAACGUUUUUUUCUGACCAACGCUGUAAUGUUUAUUAUUACUUGAACACAUGUGACCAAUUGUUUUGAGAAUCUAUGCUUCCAUGUUAUGUACCGAUACUCUGAUAUUAAUUAGCCGAAAGUUUUAAUUAGGUACUAAUUGUAUUUAGUAGUAGGUUACCUAAUGACAAGGAAUCCUGUGGGAAUGACUGAUUUUGUUAUAACUGGGUUAUGUAAAUACGAUUUUCGAUUACGAUCAAUGAUGUAGGUACCACUGUUUUGACCUUCAUUAGGUCAAUAACAAGUGUUAUAAGCUCUUUGUUUGAUCACCUAUGGCCUAAAAUUAACUUUUAAUUUUACGACGAGACAUUUUCCUCAAAAAUGACUCAAAACCACUUGAAAAUAGGUUUAUGUAUGUAAACAUAGAUGUUAUUCGAACCGUACCUAUAAUAUACCGUGACCAAAUUAUUCGAUGUAAAAUAUAAGCCAUAAUUCAGCAUAAUAAUAUAAAUUUUAUACUCUUCAAUGAUCUUGCCGAGAAUAUUUAGUAAGUACGGUAGUCAGAAAGAAAUUUGUCGGUUACAAAAAUAGAGACAAUGAAUUCAAUAUUAUUAAUAUCGACCUACAUAAUGAGAUAGGGUUUUAAUAAUAAAGUUACGCGAACAGAAUUGUCUUAUAAACCCAUGCGACUAAGUUUCCGACACUCGACGACUUUAGGCUCCAAACAACGCGUGCCAAUUUAAGAACUAUUUGAUUUUGUGUAGCGAUAAAUGCUUCUGUAUUAAAAUCGUCGGUUAUCAGACACUUGCGUCGUCUCGCGUGUAAUCAGACUUAUAUUUAACAUAGACCUUCUUACUGACGACCGUAGUUUGUUUAUAAAAUAGAUAACGAAAGAUAUUAUUAUUAUGAAACUACGUCGAUUAUAAUUAAGUUGUAAAUAGUUAAAUAAUUAUAAAUGUUAAACAUUAAUUAACGUGUAUCCUAAUGCUCGAGAGAAUGUAUUGUAAAUUGAUGACAUUUACAGAUGAUAUCGAUUAACAGGAAUCGAUAUUAUUCGAUGUGUAAUCAUCGUAAUCCAAUUUGCGAGGCGUGUGAUACGACGCAUGUACAAGGUCGUCCAUUCGCGGAAGAUUUUUGUAGCUUCCAGUUACGGUCAAAAAUAAUCAGUUUCGCGUCAAUGUUGUUUCCUUGACCCUGCAUAGAAUAUACUACAUCAAUCAAAGUUCAAACGAAAUUCCGAUUCGAUUUCGAUUAGAUGAUUCGUCCUGAUUUUAUUGUCUAACACUUUUCGGUUAUUUCCGAUUCGAUCCGAAAUAAGAUGGGCGUCUGUCGGACGUUGUAUUAUCGCGGGUGCCGUCUUUUAUUACGUUAAUUUAUAGAUACUGUACAGGCAACCGACUUUCUCUGUUGUUACAUAAAAAAUCAAUUUUCUGUAAAAGUAGUAAGGUUGAUUUCUGCAAAAUCGUUAAAGUUAUUAGGCAGUUCAAAGGACCCGUCGACGCGACGGCACCAUUUUUUCAUUGUUAUCAAAAUCGAAGUAAAGUACGUAUGUACGCUUGAAAAUUACGUACAUUUUAUUGCGCUCAUGUGUCAUUAAGCAAAAUCAAGGCAGCAUGGUGUAAAAUAAAAUUGUUAAAAUUCGUAACGAUGUUUUGAAAUUCGUCGCAAUUUAAUACUUAUUUCAAGAUAGUUUUUAUUUCUAAUGUAGCAACUUCGUAGUUGCUUGAUAAGUCUUUUUGUUACUUAAAUAUUAUCAAAUUUACGGUCCUCUUUAUCAUUCUUACGACUGCGCCAAGUCUACCUAAAUCUUGUAAAAAAUAAUUAGGUCUAGUCUUAAGUCUAGAUAAGUAUGUGUUACUUGCUCGUUGAAAUAUAUUUUCAUAAACCACUAUAUUGGAAUGUAUGUUUAGAAUCUCUGUAUUGUGUGCGUAUUCUAUCUGUGCGUUUGUCCGUGGCUUAUCAAUUGAAAUGUAUCGGAUUGGCGGAUGUCACAAAUACACUAACUUGAACUGUCAAGGUCAGGUCACGUAAUUUAAAUGUUGUCACCAUGUGGGUGAUUCCAUAAUGCGUUCAGGUAUUUAGAAAUAGAUGUAGGUAAUGAUGUAGAUUUAGAUUAUACCUACUGUUUAGACAGAUUUUGUUGUUUUCCAUGUUUAUGUGCUCAUAGUUCAUUAAAAGCAAAGGGCCGUUUUGUGUUGAUAACGACAAAAAUCCUGCUUUGAAAGCCGGGUGUCCUAGAAACACUUAAUUAGAAAAACUUUUGUCUUUGUUUAACUAAGCAACUACCGGUUUGAAAACUGGUUUAGCGAGCAUGUAAAUAUGAAACGAAUUAUUCCAUGUUUAACAAUUUCUGUUCGAAAUGAACUGAAAAGUUGCACGCUACGUUAGUAUCGAUUUGGUUAUGGUAAAUGAGUAAUCGAUUUAAUGCAUUAUUUCUUUUCGAUCUAAUGAAAUUAUUAUGACGUAAUCUGUGACAUUGGUAGAUGAAUUUAUAGGCACAUGGUUAGUCAAUUAUCGGAUUAGACACCAAAGACUGGAACGACUUCGAAUGACUCUAUAAUGCCUUUUUGACAAUGUUAUGCUCUAUACAAUGGUUAUUCAUCCUAUCGUACUUCUUCCACCGUGGGAAAGUAAGCUGUGUUGAAGAAACCAGCUAGACCAACGGGAGGUAUCUCAUAUUUAAUGUGUCACAGUUCUAAUUCUUCGUUGAUUUCCCUCGUGUGUCCAAGAACAUCUCAUAGUUAAGUUGCGUUUGAGUAUUCCUGGUUUCAACUCCUCAAUUGAUAAGCCCCGACAAUCGCAACCAACAUGUAUUCUUAUAUCAUGUAUCUACGAAAAAUCCAUCCAUAUAUACUUUAUUUAACCGCUAAACAAAACAACGGUUGUAUUGUUAAUGUAGAUAAGCAAAGAAUAUUAAGAUAAAUGAAUGUUAUCGCUUAAAGGAUUUUUUCUAAGAUACUUUGUCUUCGAGAAUUCUGUUGUAUGAUAUUAAAACUGCUUGUUAUAGGAGUUAAAUUGUUGUGUAAUGAAAUAAUGUGGAUAAUUGAAAUUGUCGAACCUUAAUCACUGAUAAGAAGCAAUUAAUAUUUUUCAAUGGCGUUGUUUGAAAUUUGAUUACGUUAUUUUAAGUUAGGAAGAGCUUGUGUUAAAAUAAGCAACUCUAAGAUGGAUUGAAUGUCCAAAUUUCCAAGAUUUUCAACUUAUAUUAUAUAGACACUGUAAAUCCUGCUUCACUAUACAAGCUUGUGUAUGUCCGGGUUGUUACGAAGAGGUAACUGGUAAAAGACCAAAAUGCGUUGAACCCGGAACAGAAAAGACAACCCUAUGAUAUCAUAUUGUUUUUGCGAAUGUUUUCAAAUAAUUGGGUGCCAAAUGUAUUAUUUCAAACAUUGGACUAAUAUGACGGCCAUUGUAUAUUUUAUUUUUGUAUGUAGCUAGUUUUAUUGUCAUGAAGGGUCUGCUUGCUCAAUUGUACGAGUUUUUAAUGUAAAUGUGAUGGUAGUGAAAGCGUUCGUGCGUACUCAUCUCGCAUUUUAAUUUGGAGAAUGGUGGGGCUGACUGAGGUUAUAUCAUAAAGGGUACAAAAAUUAUCAUUCUCACUUGCCGAGGCAUCAUUUGUGAGUUAAAAUAUGACUUAGAACACACUGCAGCGCUUUACAACUAAUUAUGAACCGUAUUUCAGGGUGUAUUGCAUCUUAUGAGUUGGAUUAAAUAUUUUGGUUAUCAUUUAAAGGUAAAUUGCCAACGAUUCUAUAAAUACUUGCGCUUUUAUAAAUCUGCACUACUAAGAUCUAUGCUUGAUGUGUACUUGUACUCCGUACACUAUAGGUGCGAUAUGGACUUGUAUUCUCAGCAAACUAGCAACAGUUUUAGUGCAAUCAUUAUUCUUAGUUUCCAUAUGUUCAUUCGGAGUUAAUUUCGCGUGACCGUCACUUCAAUUACUUUAGGUAAUUACAGCCGUCUACUUAUCUACUUAAAUUCUCAGUCAGUCAUCCAUUUUGUUACAAACGUGAGUGGUUCACGUGCGAAUUUGCCGAUGGGUACGCAAGACACCUCUAGACUAUGUCAAGGUCGGGUCGGGCUAACUGGUGCAAAUAACUUUAACAGGAUUAGUGGAACUGGACUCGGUAGCGGUAUCUAAUUAGCAGAAGCAAAUUCAUAAUAAAUUUAUGUUUCUUAUACGUAUAAUUUAUAUCUCAAUAAUGCGAUUAGUUUGAGAUAGUAAUAACUACAAUUUACGCUGUCUUUUAAUAUCGCUUCUGUUUUCGAGGUACCGGUAACAAGUUCGUUAUAAACUGGUAACAAGUCUAUCAUCUUUCAUGUUAAGUUUUUUAGUAAUAUAUCUUCACAGAUCCGCGCUCAAGCACGAAAUGUAUUGUUUAGUGACUAUCCUGCUGGCUCGACUGACCUAAUAAGAUGGGGGAGGAACACCUAACAAACCUAUUUUGUACGUGAUCAUGUAUCGCAGACUCCAUUAGUAUAACAUAUCCCAUCGUAACCGCCACUGUAAAUACUACAUUGUACAAACUGCACCGUGUAACAAAACGUAAAUAAAAUAAACAUAUUUUUUAAA
Trichoplusia ni (cabbage looper) is the source of this 6824-nucleotide messenger RNA. Its product is annotated as protein DENND6A-like. The coding region runs from base 273 to 1958 and encodes 561 amino acids. NCBI's taxonomy places the organism in Eukaryota, Metazoa, Arthropoda, Insecta, Lepidoptera, Noctuidae. The transcript has a single exon. The record is from RefSeq and is a predicted model, not a curated record. Gene Ontology annotation, molecular function: guanyl-nucleotide exchange factor activity. Gene Ontology annotation, cellular component: recycling endosome.